AUGGAUAUAGAUGCUCAUAAUGCAUAAAUCAAUGAACUAAAUGAUGCCAAAAUUUAAUAAAUUAAGGCAUAAAGUAAACUCUUUGGAGGAAUUAUUAAAAAAGGAGAUCCUCUUUACAAAAAUAUAAUUAAUGUAAUAUUGUUUGCUUUACUUUUUCCUUGCAUGAUUAUUUUUGAAUUAGCGAUUGGAAUAAAAAAUUUAUCAAUUUACAUUUGGAAAUCUCUUAUCUCAUUUAUAGAUUUCACUGUCAUUGCAUAUGGAAAGACAAAAUAAUACAUUAUUGUAAAUUAUUAUUUUGUCUAAAAUUGGAUAUAUAUAAAAUGCUCAUUAUUAAUUGCAAAGUUGUGGGAUUGUCUAAAUACAUCUUUAGAAUUCCUUACUUAGAAAUAUUAAUAAGUGAAACUAUUAAUCAUUUACUUUUUUAUAGCCUUUGUUAUAAAAUAUGUUAUUAUCAUAGAUUAAUGGAUAAAAUUGAAAUCAAUAGCUCUAUUUACAUUUUGUGAUUAUUGGUACAAAAAAAUAUCAAAUUAUAUCAAGAUACAAGUUUUAACAUUAACUAGAGUAAUAAAAAAAAUAUUCAAAUUCAUAAUUUUUAAAAUAAAAUGCUUCAUAUUAAUAAUCUUUAAGGCAAUUAAAAGAUUAACAAUAUAUCUAAAAGAAAAGAUAAUAUAGUUUUUAUCUUAUGUUUAAUAAAUACUUUAAAAGAUAUCAAAAUUCUUUAAUGAAUAUGUAUUCAUACCAUUAAAGAACAAAAUUGUAAACCUUAGUUAUUAUUUGUUCAUAUAAUUUUGUCAUUAUAUGAUUAAAAUAUAUCAUGGAUCUAAUUAUUAUGGUUGUUUAAUCUUAAACUAUUUGGAAAGGAAAUUUUUAUAAUUUUUGGAUUGGAUUCAUGUUUAAAUUAAAUUAUUAAUAAGAUGUAUGAAGUAUCUUAAAAACAAAUUAAUCGAUUUUUUCCUUCUCUUAAUAGAUUUCCUUUUAGGAAAAUACAAAUAAUUAAAACAAAAUGUAAUCUCACCUGUCAGUCUCAAGUUAAAAGAAGUAUCAAAAAAAAUAAAAAAUUUAAUUAUUGAUAUAACUUUAAAGUGUAUCGAUCUCAUUAAAUUGGCAUUAAUUUAUUUGAGAGAUGAAGUCAUUAUUAAGUUAAAAGUAAAAUUAUAGAAUAUUUAUAAAAAUGGAUCGAAAGUAUCAUUUAAAGUAUUUAAGUUACUUUAGAAAAGAGGAAAAAUGCUGUCUUUGAAAGCCAAAUAAAUCUAUAAUAAAAUGAGGGAGAAUAGUGCUAAAAGAUAUUAAAAAUUUGUUUUGAAGAUGAAUCGUCUCUAAGAAAAGAUGAAAAGAAUAGCUUAGAUAAUAUUAUAAAACAUAAAAAUAGCCUUUAAUUACAUCAAGAAACUUUUAAAAUUAGGUGGAUAAUUAAUUAAUAGAUUUGUAAAAUUGUUAUUUAAAUCUAUGAAGAACUUUAUAAAAUGGAUAAUAGAAUUACAAUGUAAGAUUAUUGUAAAAUUUAUAAUUGCAUUUAGGAUACUCAAUCCAAUUAUAUGGUUAAUAGAAAAAAUUUUUGAAAUAUUUUUCAAUAUCAUCUCAUACCCUUAUAUACAAUUAAACAAAAUUAUUAAUUUAGGAAUUGAUUUUAUUAUGUAUGUAAUACCUAAUAAGUUAUAUAAUGGUAUUGUUUAUAUAAUUGAGAAACUCAUUUAAUUGUUUAUAAAAAUAGAAAGAUUCAUAAAUAUUGUUAUUAAAUAAUCUAAGAAGAUAAUUACAAUUAUAAAUUCAAAAAUCAUAUAGCCAAUUGUUAGAACUAGUAUCUAUUUAUAUAGUAUCAUGAAAAAAGUAGUUUUAAUUAUUGUCUAAUCAUUAAUCAAUUUCAAAGAUAUGAUUAAAUAUGAUUAUGUAUUACCUGCUUGGGCAAGUAUAAGAUUAUUUGCAGUAAAAAUUAGAGAUAGUUACCUUAAAAUCAAAUAAAAAGUAAUAUUAAUAAUAAAUUAUGGAAUUUAUAAAUUAAAAUUGGCAUAUCUAUUUUUGAGAGAGUCAAUCCUAUUUGUUAAGACUAAAAUCACAAAUUUUAUUAAAUUAUUAAUAAAAUUUAUUAAGGCAUAAAUUUAAUUACUUUGGUAGUAGAUUAAAUAUGUUUAUGGAAUAAUGAUUGGUCCUUUAAUAUAGUUUAAGAAUUAUAUAAUCUAAGCAUUCCUAUCUUUUAAAUAAAUAAUUUCCAAUUAUAUUGUCAUUUUGAGAGAUAUUAUAGUAGGUCAAUGUAUAAUAGUCAAAUAAGCAACAUUAGCUAUUUUAAAUAAAAUGAAAGAACUCUUAAAUAAAAUAAAAUAAUCUAUGAUUGAUUAAUUGAAUGCUAUUAAGAUUAUACUUAACAAUAUUUAUGAUUCAUUAAAGCUUAGUUUAAUUUCAAUAAAAAAUUAAAUUAAUUAAUAAAUGGAUUCAAUUAAAUAAAGUCUAAUUUAAUAGAAGAAUGCAAUUGCAGAACAAUUUAGAAUAAUUAGAUAGAAUAUUAGAAUGUAAGGAGUUUAAGUUAAGGAAAGUAUUAUAAAUAUAAGAAAUAAUAUAAUUUAGACAAUAAAAAUAAUGUUUAAAAGAGGAUGA
Messenger RNA from Paramecium pentaurelia, 2589 nucleotides. Lineage: Eukaryota; Ciliophora; Oligohymenophorea; Peniculida; Parameciidae. The record is from the annotation of a GenBank genome assembly.